This is a messenger RNA of Aspergillus oryzae RIB40, 1923 nucleotides long. RefSeq names its product DUF3176 domain-containing protein. The coding region runs from base 1 to 1923 and encodes 640 amino acids. The transcript has a single exon. NCBI's taxonomy places the organism in Eukaryota, Fungi, Ascomycota, Eurotiomycetes, Eurotiales, Aspergillaceae. The record is from RefSeq and is a predicted model, not a curated record.
AUGCCGGAAGUUGGUUUUAUGUGGGGAAGACGUCAUGCAAGAGCGAAGGGUGGUUCGGCGAUAUCCCAACAGAUUGAAACACAAACAUCAACCGAUCCGCACACCGGCAAUAUGGCACCUCCCUCUUCAGAACCCGCUUCGGACAAGGUCCAACGUGGCCUCACCAAACCGACCAAGGCUGAGAAAGGAAAAAUGGGACAUGGCUGGAAGGAGUCUUGGAAGUGGGAAGCUGCAGCUGCUACUCUAAGUGUUAUUGGUCUUGGCCUCUUGAUAGGCUUUCUCUUCAGGAUUAACGGCACUCUAUACGCGGAUUGGCAACAUACGGCUUCACCUAAUACAGUUUUAUCUAUUAUUGUCACUAUUUCUAAAGCCGCGCUCCUUGUCCCGGUAUCAGGAUGUCUCAGCCAGCUCAAAUGGAAUCGGUAUCGCAAUUCCGUACCACUGUAUGAUAUGCAAGCCAUUGACCAGGCGAGUCGUGGGCCCUGGGGCGCGUUGGAACUUCUCUGGAUAGGCCUCCCACAACUCAGAAUGGAUGCUUUGACUCUAGCCGCUGCAUUCAUGACGGUGCUGGCAGUUGCGAUAGAUCCAUUCGCGCAGCAGAUAUUGGCAUUCCCCUCACAUACAGUUCAGGGAUUCAACGAGACUGCAUCGAUUCAAGCUGCGCAUAAAUAUGUGUAUCAGCAGAAACUGUACAACAACGAAGUUUCUGGCUCCCUCGCACCAUCGAUGCUGAGUUCUAUUCUCAGUGGCUUAGCACAAACGAACAGUCCUCUUGCGCCACAGUGCAGCUCGGGGAAUUGUAGAUUCCCGAGGUUUACCACGCUUGGAAUUUGCAGCCAUUGCGAGGAUAUCACUAGCAAAGUGAAUCAAACGUGUCAUAAAUCGGAAUUUAUCCAAUCUCUUGGAGAGCCUACGAUACAACCCCAGGAGGGUCCCCAUACGAGUUGCAGAUACAAGCUUUCAAAUGGAUUAGAAAUAUCUACGGACGCGAGUGGCUCCGAAAAUAACAAGACCUCUACCCAAACCCUUGACCAAGUCCCUAACCUCGUCACGUUGAAUCAGUGGGGCACCUAUCCACAAAACAGCACCUCGAUGACUGGCAUUGAAAAGCCAAUAUUCUCUUUCGUUGCGGUAAACCAGUCCAUUCAGAUCUGGUAUAUGCCAGAAAACAUAACUCUGUCUCCACCGAAGCCUUCAUUCACCGAUUGCGUGUUUUAUUACUGCGAAAGGGAAUACUCACCCACUCAUUACUUGGCUAAUGAUCGUGCAAGCCACUCUGUCGAUGUGUCUGAUACACAACCACUCCUUCCUAGUGAUGAUUCCACCCUAGAUGGAUCGGAUUAUGUUUAUAUUCUCCAGCCGCCGAAUGGCAAAGCUGCAUUAUCUGGCGCAUCGACUUAUAAAGUCGAUGCAUAUACCUUUCUGUCUAUCCCAAAUGUGAUGACGAAGCUCUUUAACACAACAACAGGCAGCGGCGCCUACUGGGACGACUUCGAGAACGAAUCGACAGGGUUGAAUCUGGGGCCAAUUCUACGUGAAGCUGAUUUGAGUCAAUUGUUACAAUCAGUGUCUGCUAGUAUGACAGAUACUAUGAGGGCUAACCCCGAAACCAUAAAUGUUCCAGGACAGGCAUUUCGAGUUGAGACUUUUAUCCAUGUCCGGUGGCCAUGGAUCAUCCUUCUGGUAUGUGCCGUUUUAGGAUCCCUCGCCUUGCUUUUGGGGACUGCAACUGUGAGCAAACGGCAGCAUGCAAAACUUUGGAAGGCUUCGAUUAUCCCAUUGAUGACCAGUCGAUUGGAUCUUCUGCAUGAGAAUGAAAUUGCUGGUCUUGACAACAUGGAAGACAUACAUCGUAUGUCCAAGAAAGCUAAUGUUAGGAUGGACCGGGAUGGAGGGCAGUUGGUGUUCACUGAGAAACAAUAA